Molecule: messenger RNA, 442 nt
Organism: Baudoinia panamericana UAMH 10762
Lineage: Eukaryota; Fungi; Ascomycota; Dothideomycetes; Mycosphaerellales; Teratosphaeriaceae
Exons: 2
Coding region: 146-397 (83 amino acids)
Source: RefSeq, a predicted model, not a curated record
UCCGUCUCUAUCGGACGACCUCGCAUCACCCAACAACUGCGUCGCCACAUCGGAGCGCUCAACUACCACAAAGCACCAAACCGCACACCGGAACGAUGAGCGACAGAGCAGUCCGCAACAUCCUCCGCAAAUCGCCCACCAUGCAAUGCGUCUCGAAGGCGCUGACGCUCGUCAUGGUCACGCACGCGCUUGUGCUGCUAAACACAGCCUCUCAAGUCAAGGCAGAGGAGAAAUACAGGCUGCGAUGUGCUGUCCGCCGUCGAAAGUACGACGUCUUGAAGUUCCGUAUAGGACGUGGCGGGAGGCAGAUACGGAAGUUCCUGCGGAGUGCGGCGUUACUUGGUGUGAGAUUCUGCGAAUGGGGGAUGGAGAUGAUACAUGGAUAGACAACACUUGAGAGCUGGGAAGUUGACAGGGACGGUAACGGCGGUUUGCGACUCGU